AUGGAUAUAUUUGGAGAUUCUGAAGAAGAAGAUAACAAUCCGUUCAGUGGAACGAACCACCUUUAUGCCUCUGGUAUUGCUGCUGUAGAGAAUGGUGAAGACGAUUUCAUUCCCAAGGGGUUCAUGGAAGAUGAACCACUUGUGAACAGCAAUUCUGCUAACCAAGAUGAUGACCAAGAUAAUGAUCAAGAUGAUUAUCAAAAUGAUGAAGAAGGAGAAGAACAGGGCUUGUUGAUAGAUCAUGAAGAACAAGAGCAACAACGAGGGGAACAAGAGGAAGAAGAGGAGGAAAGAUCGGGAACUACUUUGUCAGAUACGACUACACAAUUCGAACCAUACGUUUCAUUGACAAUGUCUAUGGCUAAUAAUGUGGACCACAGUACAUCCUUCGAGGCAGAUAAGGAUAUUCAAGUGAUUGAUGCCGGCGAGUACAAGGACCCAUGGGGUAAACGUGCCAUUGGUUAUUCUCUGAGGUUUCAAGGUCAAGAUGUCAUCAGGAGAUAUUCCGAAUUCGAUACACUUAGACAGGCACUCGUAAGGUUAUUGCCCACGGUGGUGGUUCCACCGAUUCCUUUCAAGCAUCCAUUGAUCAAAUACUUUUUGAGUCCACUUUCGGUGGAAAACGAUUCUAAAACCAUUGAAAAGAGAAAACGUAUGUUCUCAUCAUUUCUUAACAACUGCAUUAAAGUUCCUGAAAUUAGAGAUCAUAUUGUGUUCAAGAAGUUCUUGGAUCCAGAGUAUGCUUGGAAAAACGUACUAAGUUCUCCACCAAUUGUAAUUUUACCCGUGAAUAACUUGCUGGCACCGCCAUUAAAUCCUACAAAACCGAGUCCCUUGCACCUGUUGCUUCCAGGCCCUAUAUCCAUAUCUAGGUUAGAUUCGUCUGCUCAUAGCGGUACCUCUUUGGAAGUGGAAACGCAAUUUGCCCAUUUGGAGGCACUUUUCAAGAAAAGUAAGGAAGUGUACCAACCAUUACACAGGAUAAUUAAACAGCACAGAUCGCAUUUCCACGAUCUGUCAUCAUUUUUCGCUGAAUUAGGAGCUUACUACAAUGCAUUUAGUUUAGAGGAUAACGUAAUUGCCAAUGCGCGAUCAAUGCUACAGAUCAAGUCGUUAUCAAAUGGGAUUGAAAAAAUUGGACACGGGUUUGACGUAAACUACGUUAGUUCAGAGAUCCUAGUGGAUAACUUACUUUCACUUUUUGAAGAACCUCUUGGCGAAAUCCUACAGUUUCUUGACGAUGCAGCUAGGAUACUACAGUUUAGAAAAUUGAAGCAGAUGCAAUAUCAAAUUAUAGAACAUACUAUAUCGAAGAGAGAGAAUAGAGCCAGAAGUUUACAAGAAUCCCAGACUCAAUUGAAAAGAUUGGAAAACGUUUUGCAGAAAAAUGCGCAGGAAUCCCCAACCAUCGCUGAAGCGGUUAAACAUAUAGAGAAUAGCAUGCAUGAAGGGGUAACACUACCGCAGCCACAAACGUCUGAGGAACAGUCAAACAAACCAUUAUUGGAAGGAUAUAGUCAGAAUUACCAUCAAAAUAAUCAGAAAAAUGCAUCUUCAGCUUCAUCAGUUCUCACAGGAGUACCUCAUGCCAAACUGAGAAGAACGAGAAGAGCACGAUCAAAGGAGUUAGAACCGCAUCAACUCACAGAAACCGAGAGGCAAGAUGAGAUUCAAAAGCUGCAUAAGGAAAUAGACAAACUAAAUGAGUGCUUCAAACUGGUCUCUAGGGACAUUGACGAAGUGAAUCGGUCUUCGUUAGAGAGUUUACAACGUUUGGCACGCUACAUCAACGACAAAUGGGAAUUUAUGCUAAAAAAUUUCGCCAAAUCAAUGGUAAACUGGCUUUCAGAGUGCCUUAAAGCCUGGAAAAAUGCCAGGUCCGUUGUAGACGCCAUUGAAUCCUGA
Messenger RNA from Zygosaccharomyces rouxii, 1905 nucleotides. It is a transcript of the gene SNX41, whose product is annotated as Snx41p. The transcript has a single exon. The record is from RefSeq and is a predicted model, not a curated record. Gene Ontology annotation, molecular function: phosphatidylinositol binding. NCBI's taxonomy places the organism in Eukaryota, Fungi, Ascomycota, Saccharomycetes, Saccharomycetales, Saccharomycetaceae. Bases 1 to 1905 code for a protein of 634 amino acids. Gene Ontology annotation, biological process: retrograde transport, endosome to Golgi.